CUCGUCCGAGGUCGACCGCCGUCUUUUCGAGACGAAGACUAUCCGGCGUCGAUUCUGCUUACCGAAGGGCAGCCACUGAUUUUGAACUGUCGAGCUGAUCGCUCGGAGCAAGUUCAAUGGCUGAAAAACGGGUUUCCGACUGCAGUACGCUCCACCAUACUGCAGAUUGGUCCCACAUCUCGGAAUGACUCCGGUGUGUACAGAUGUGUGGCGAUGAAUUCCGUUGCGUCUGCUCUUUCGCCGCCGGUCAAGGUCACUGUGCAAUAUCUCGAUGGCUUCGAAGAGGUCGACCCGUCCGAGCAGGUGCUUUAUGCUGCAGAAGGAGGACAUUUCGUCAUCAAGAGGCCUGCGCUAAUUGCUAACAGUGAUCCGUUACCAAACACCGAAUACUCGUGGUACAAUGGCGAGACUCAGGUUAGGCUCAGUCGAUUUGGAUUUCAGUUCCUUUCA
This is a messenger RNA of Ostertagia ostertagi, 450 nucleotides long. Lineage: Eukaryota; Metazoa; Nematoda; Chromadorea; Rhabditida; Trichostrongylidae. The record is from the annotation of a GenBank genome assembly.